GUGCACACGUUCACUGACGUCUGCUGGGACAAGUGUGUGGACAGUCCAAGUUCCAAGCUGGACUACCGGACAGAGACGUGCCUGGUGAACUGCGUUGAGAGAUUCAUUGAUACGACCCUGAGCAUCACCAACCGCUUCACACAGAUGGUGCAGAAAGGAACGCACUGAUAAAAGAACUUGAACAGGACUGGACUUCCACAGAAACCAUCUUUUCAUCUGCACCUGGUUGGUGGGAAAUGAUGAAUGAAGACUGUGUGUAUGUCUGGUGGUGAUUCUGGGGAAAAAAAUCUGUUUCUGGAUGCCAGUUCUGAUGUAUAUUCCUCAGUGCUGAUUUUCCUGUGAGCCAGUGGGAGGUCUCUGCUGGUGACGUGAAAAAAGCUAAGUGAAAAAAGUGAAGAAAACAAUCCACAGAAACAAAUCUUCCUCAAGAAGUUCUUAGAAAGUAUUAAAAUCUUUAAAAAAUCA
Nematolebias whitei (Rio pearlfish) is the source of this 465-nucleotide messenger RNA. RefSeq names its product translocase of inner mitochondrial membrane 8 homolog B (yeast) (gene timm8b). The annotation marks the transcript as partial. The transcript has a single exon. The record is from RefSeq and is a predicted model, not a curated record. Lineage: Eukaryota; Metazoa; Chordata; Actinopteri; Cyprinodontiformes; Rivulidae.